Molecule: messenger RNA, 1437 nt
Organism: Ophidiomyces ophidiicola
Lineage: Eukaryota; Fungi; Ascomycota; Eurotiomycetes; Onygenales; Onygenaceae
Exons: 8
Coding region: 1-1437 (478 amino acids)
Biological process (GO): transmembrane transport
Cellular component (GO): membrane
Molecular function (GO): transmembrane transporter activity
Source: RefSeq, a predicted model, not a curated record
AUGGCAGCCAAUACUAAGGAAAUAAAUACCAAUGACUCCCCGGCUGGCGGAAAGUAUGACGAUUAUGAUAUGGAAGAUAUGAUAGCACGAGAAAAAGCUGUGAUACGCAAAAUUGACUGGAGAUUGAUUCCUUCACUCUCAGCUUUAUACACUGUCGCCAUUAUUGAUCGUGGAAAUAUUUCAAAUGCCCGAAUCGCUGGGAUGGAGGAGGAUUUGCAGCUUAAUAUUGGAAAUAGGUUUUCCGUCGCUUUACUUGUUUUCUUCAUUCCAUACUUACUUUUUGAGCUACCCUCGAAUAUUAUUUUACGACAAGUUGGGGGUGCUAACUGGCUGUGUUUUCUUGCAUUUUGCUGGGGAGCAUUUAUGCUGGGCCAGGGAUUCAUCACGAACUAUCCCUCCUUGGUUGUCUUUCGAUUAAUCCUCGGACUAUUCGAAGCCGGCUUCUUUCCUGGGUGUGUGUACCUGAUUUCAUGCUGGUACCAGAGAUAUGAAGUCCAAAAGCGAUUGGCUGCUUUCUAUCUGUCAUCAGUACUUCUCGGCGCUUUUGGUGGCAUCCUGGCCUUUGGAUUGAUGCAAAUGGAAGGCAUUCGGGGUCAUCGGGGAUGGAGAUGGAUUUUCAUCGUUGAGGGUGCAUUGACUUUAGUCAUUGCCAUUAUUUCCUGGUUUUAUGUCCCAGCAUUUCCUCAUGAUGCUCAAAAGGACGGUUUUCUUAAUGAGCAAGAAGCAAAGCUGGUGCGAGAUAGAAUUGACAGAGACCGACAAGAUGCUUCUCCAGAUAGCCUUACCAUGGAAAAAGUCAUACGAUGUUUGUGUGAUGUGAAAAUAUGGAUGUUCUCUUUAAUGCUCACAUCCACUGCAGUGCCUAUCUUCGGCCUAUACUACUUCUCUCCUGUCAUCAUAAAAGGCAUGGGAUAUUCUGCUAGUGUUGCAAACCUUCUUACAACAGGACCCUACUGUUUUGCUGUUGCGAGCGCCUAUUUCUUCUCUUGGCUAGGUGAUAAAUGGCGUAUUCGAGGCCCUUUUAUUGUUAUUCAAGCCAUAAUCACCAUUGUCGGCCUCAUGCUAGUUGCCUAUCACCCUCACCAUGGUGUCCGUUUCUUCGGUUUGUUUCUUGGAAUAGCCGGGUGUCAGGGCAAUGUACCAACAUUGCUAGCUUACCAGUCUAACAAUAUCAGAAUGCAAUCAAAGCGAGCAGUAGCAAGUGCUGUCCAACUCGGAUUUGGGGCGGGUGGAGGGAUUAUUGCAUCGACAAUAUUUCGGCAGGCAGAUGCGCCUGCAUAUGUACCCGGACUAUGGACUACAGCUGGUCUUCAGUUCUUGCUCAUUGGCGUAUUCUGUGUGACAGAAUAUUAUUUGUGGAAGAAAAAUAAAGAGGUUGAUGAAGGCAAGGCGACUAUGCCAAUCGAGGGGCUGGAAGGGUUUCGAUACACUCUGUGA